CUUCUUUCAUUCGAGUUAACGUUCGUGUUGUGGUAGUUCCACUUUUGACAUCUCAGAUUUUUGCUCAUUGCAUUUGCUGUUUCCAUAGUAGUGUUUCUGUCGUGAGCCAUGUCGGGACGCGGCAAAGGAGGAAAGGGGUUGGGCAAAGGUGGCGCUAAGCGUCACAGGAAGGUUUUGCGUGACAACAUCCAGGGUAUCACGAAGCCGGCGAUCAGGCGAUUGGCCCGAAGGGGCGGUGUCAAGCGUAUCAGUGGUCUGAUAUACGAGGAAACCCGUGGCGUGCUCAAGAUCUUUUUGGAGAAUGUCAUUAGGGAUGCUGUUACUUACACUGAGCACGCGAGGCGCAAGACUGUUACUGCUAUGGACGUAGUGUACGCCCUGAAGAGGCAGGGAAGGACCUUGUACGGUUUCGGAGGCUAGGCUGUGUUCUUCCUGUUGUCUCCACUUCAACUACUGGUGUUACUUAACACCACAAUUUUUUUGAAUUGUUAUCAAAUCUGCUACUGUGUGGUCCGUCAGUGAUCUGGCUUUUGAUC
Molecule: messenger RNA, 536 nt
Organism: Physcomitrium patens
Lineage: Eukaryota; Viridiplantae; Streptophyta; Bryopsida; Funariales; Funariaceae
Product: histone H4
Cellular component (GO): nucleosome
Molecular function (GO): DNA binding; protein heterodimerization activity; structural constituent of chromatin
Source: RefSeq, a predicted model, not a curated record